AAUUGGCAUUUAGCGUAAAUAAUCUUUCUCUCUUUAUGGCAUCUAUAUAUAUGUCAGUAUUGCGUAGUGUUCUUCCACUUUUUGCGCGAUCAGCUUGCAAAAUUCUUUUAAAUUUGAAGGCAAACUAUACUGUAGACAUGACGAAAAAGACAGCAAUUUUAUUGAUUGCUGAUGGUUCGGAAGAAAUGGAAGCUGUAAUAACGACAGAUAUUUUACGACGAGCUGGAAUUGAUGUUACAGUAGCUGGUCUUACUGAAAAUCCAUAUGUUAAAUGUAGUCGAAAUGUAAAAAUACAUGUUGAUGCAAAGCUUCAAGAUGUAAUUAAUCAAAAAUAUGAUGUUGUAAUAUUACCUGGUGGUUUAGAUGGCUCAAAAGCUUUUGCAUCUUCUGCAGAAGUGGGAAAACUAUUACAACAACAACAACAAGAAAACAGACUUAUUGCUGCUAUUUGUGCUGCACCUACUGCAUUAAAGGCUCAUGGUAUUGCAAAAGGAAAGCAGAUUACAUCUUAUCCUGCAAUGAAAGAUCAGUUAGUGGAUUAUUAUAAAUAUUUGGAAAAUAUUGUUAUUGAUGAUAAUUUAAUUACUAGCAGAGGUCCUGCAACAGCAUUUGCAUUUGGAUUAGCAAUUGCUGAAAAAUUAAUUGAUAAAGAAACAGCUGAUAAUGUAGCACAAGCAAUGUUAUAUGUACAAUAAAGGAAAUCAAUUCUUAAAUAAAUCUAUCCUUAAUUAAG
Molecule: messenger RNA, 733 nt
Organism: Apis florea (little honeybee)
Lineage: Eukaryota; Metazoa; Arthropoda; Insecta; Hymenoptera; Apidae
Product: protein dj-1beta
Biological process (GO): glyoxal metabolic process; response to oxidative stress; glycolate biosynthetic process
Cellular component (GO): nucleus; mitochondrion; cytoplasm
Source: RefSeq, a predicted model, not a curated record